AUGGCAGAAUCCCAGCCAAAGAAAAGAGCAUUCCGUAAGUACACUUAUCGUGGAGUUGAUCUUGAUGACUUGGUGAAGAUGGAAAAAGAAGAUUUCCUAAAGCUUCUAGGCUGCAGACAAAGAAGAAGGCUUCUGAAUAGAGAGGUUCCUCACAAAUAUAUCCGCUUUUACAAAAAAUGUGUGGCUGCAAAGAAAGAUACCCAAGUAGGAGAAAAGCCAAAACCAGUGAAGACACAUCUAAGAGAUGCAAUCAUUUUGCCAGAAUUAGUUGGCUCUGUGGUUGGAAUUUAUAAUGGAAAAUCUUUUGUACCAGUUGAAAUCAAACCAGACAUGAUUGGACACUACUUACUCCUUUGCAAACUAGCAAAAAAUCUCUAAAGGAGUUCUUUUUAAAUUUAUAAAAAUUCCUAUAGAAAAAAUCGAUAAGUAAAAAUAAUUUAAUUUAUAAAAUUUAUAUUUAGAAUUCAAUUUGUUCAACAGAGUUAUAUUUAUUAUAAUAAUUAUUGUUCAAAUAUCAAAAGUUAUUUCAUAAUGGAUUUUAUAUUAAAAAUGAUUAAAGAGCAAAGUUUAUUUUUCGUUUAGUUUUUGCUUACUUAUAGAGGCAAUUUAGCAGAAUUUUCACUUACAUAUAAGCCAGUUAAGCAUGGAAGGCCAGGUAUUGGUGCUUCUAAAGGUUCAACUGCAGUUGAUCUUAAGUAA
This is a messenger RNA of Blepharisma stoltei, 699 nucleotides long. The record is from the annotation of a GenBank genome assembly. NCBI's taxonomy places the organism in Eukaryota, Ciliophora, Heterotrichea, Heterotrichida, Blepharismidae.